Molecule: messenger RNA, 1314 nt
Organism: Exophiala spinifera
Lineage: Eukaryota; Fungi; Ascomycota; Eurotiomycetes; Chaetothyriales; Herpotrichiellaceae
Exons: 1
Coding region: 1-1314 (437 amino acids)
Source: RefSeq, a predicted model, not a curated record
AUGUCGCCCACUGCGUGCCACUGUCCGCACGAAAAGACACCUCUGAUUGAGGUUCUCCCUGUUCCGGUCAUUGCUACGCGCCAGAAGAAACGACCUAGCUGCUGCCAUCGUCUCUUCAAGGUUGUCAUUGCCCUCUUUGGCGCUCUGUUCGUCCUUGACCUGCUCAGCCAUGGCCCGGUCUACCGCAGACUCAGAAAUAACUACCAUGGCUUCGUCGAUUCGCUCCCGGAUUCAUUCGCCGAUCUCUACGUCGAUGCCCUGGUGAGCGGCGGCGGCGAAGGAGGUCAACCAAAACACCCCGUUCCACCCAUGGACGACUGGACGCCCUUUGAGGGAACCACCCACUUUGAGAUCGAGCCCAGAGCUGCCUCGGGUCUCGCGGUCCACGGCGACAAGGCAUUCGGUAAGGUCGUCUUCGAAACGUCCAAGCUGUCCGACAAGGUUGUUAUUGAUCUCGACAUCAAGACCAACAAGCUCGACAAGCACGGCGACGUCAUUGUCGAAGAAAAGAAUGGCCAUCUUACCAUCCGCACCCCCGAUGCCGGCAAACUCGAGACGUACGCAUCGGCAAAGAUCCAGAUUCCCUCCAACAUCCUCGGCACCUUUGGCAUGCGACACUUCGACAUCGACGUGCCCGCCCACAUGGUCGACUACAGCGCGCUACCCAAGUCUUUGGAAAUUGGCGAUUUCGCAAUCCGAGUUGCCAAAGGCUUCGUCAAGCCCGGCCCCGUCCACACCAACAGGACCGCCAUCUCGAUCGCCGACGGUGCUGUUCGAGGCUCGCUGACUCACGGUCGCCAACACACCGAGAUCGACGUCGCCAAGGGCAAUGCCACGGUCGACAUCCCGCGCAUAAGCGCUGGUAACGAGGGGUCGACGCACAUCCAUAUCGGCAAUGGCCACUUGAACGGCACCCUGGCCGUCUACAACUCGACCUCGGUCGACGUGGGGUUUGGCUCCAUCUGGAUCGACGUCGACUUCAAGGACACCGAACAUCGUGCUCACCUCUCGACGAAGAUCGUCUCCGGCCCCUCCCGGGUCUUCGUCGAUUCCCUCCCCCCCGAUCGCCUGUUCCGGUCCGAGCACCUCACGGUCGCGGGUGACCAGCUGAUUACUUACCCUUCGAGCUUCGAGGGAACCAUCGACGCCCGCGGUUUCGCCGGCGAUAUCAAGUUGACAGGUGACGAUCUCGACGUGGAAGAGGUCGUCGGCGGAGCCGUUGGAAGGAAAGGUGACUGGGAUAGAAACUACAUGAGCGUCAAGGCUGUCAAGGGAGCUUUGGACAUUCUUGUCGGCGAUGACGAUGAGUCAUGA